Anopheles marshallii is the source of this 1194-nucleotide messenger RNA. Its product is annotated as odorant receptor Or2-like. Gene Ontology annotation, biological process: sensory perception of smell; detection of chemical stimulus involved in sensory perception of smell. Gene Ontology annotation, cellular component: plasma membrane. NCBI's taxonomy places the organism in Eukaryota, Metazoa, Arthropoda, Insecta, Diptera, Culicidae. The record is from RefSeq and is a predicted model, not a curated record. Bases 1 to 1194 code for a protein of 397 amino acids. Gene Ontology annotation, molecular function: olfactory receptor activity; odorant binding. The transcript is spliced from 6 exons.
AUGGAAUAUAUCUACCAGUGGCUCGUACGUGAUGACACUUUUGCCGAGGAGGUGUACGUGAAGUACAAUUUUUGCAAGCUAAGAAUUCUAGGCAUCUAUAAAGAUGUGUCGAAGGCUCCGCUUGCCAGCCGUGUGGGUUUCUAUGCCAUGGAGAUGUUCUUUUUGCUGCAGAUCGGCACCAUCGUGUGGGAUUUGGCUGGCGUGCUGAACGACAUUGGUCUGUUCGGGGAUGACAUGUGCAUUCUGGUCGGGUUACUGCUAACGGUGUGCAAGAAGUGGCACUGCGUUCUGAACAUUAACGAGUUGAGUGAGUGUGUCGAGCAGUUACAGACGUACCACGAACGCUAUCUGCAGCGUGGCGAAUGGUUUGUGCGCCGUAUGCGAGGACAAGAUUUGCAGGAGCGACUGCUGCAGGAUGCCUCGAAGCUGCUUGCAAUGGUGCUCGCUAGCUGCCUGAUGGUGAACGCUCUGUUUUCGAACGGUGAAACACUUAUCCUGCGGGCCACUUAUCCCUUCAGCACGACCACCACAUUCGGUUACGGCUGUGUGUUCAUUUGCCAAGCCGUGCUGAUUGUGUACGUGCUAUUCUGCAUGGUGCUUAUCGAUUGUAUCGGCGCCCAAAUUCUCAGCCAGCUGUCGCUACUGUUCCGCAUGCAGCGCAGGGAGUUUGAGUUGAUCGGCGCUGACCUUCAACUGCCUCCCGAUGGUACACUGCACGGUGAUGAGACGCUUCGCGAUGAGAUACACAACCUCAUAGCCUCCCAUCAGCAAUUACUUUCAUUUUGCGAUCGGCUGAAACGCCUGUACGAACCAAACAUUAUGGCCCAUUUCGUGUGCAGCAUGCUUAUUAUCUGUCUGACCGCGUUCGAGCUGAUGUUCGCCAAAGGAGAUCCGAUGCAGAUGAUUCGCUUCGGUGCAUAUAUGCUGACCGCGUUUUUUCAGAUCUUCGUGUGGAGCUUCUUCGGGAAUCGAGUUACCCAUAUGUCCACUGGCAUUAGCGAUGCGACGAUCAGAUGCAACUGGAUCGUGCUGGAUGGCAAGUUGAAGAAGGACCUACGCUUUACGACAAUGCGUUCCCAGAAACCCUUCAUAAUAGACGUGUACUGGUUGUUUCCGCUGACCUACGAAACAUUCAUAGCGAUUCUAAGCCGUUCCUACUCAAUAUUUACGCUGCUUCGUACAAUGAUUGAGUGA